Paramecium pentaurelia is the source of this 769-nucleotide messenger RNA. The record is from the annotation of a GenBank genome assembly. NCBI's taxonomy places the organism in Eukaryota, Ciliophora, Oligohymenophorea, Peniculida, Parameciidae.
GUUAAUGUUACAAUCUGUUACGAUUACUCCUUAAAGAAAGGCUUGGACUAUCGAAGAAGAUCAUCAAUUGUAAGAAUUACGAUAAAGUAUGGGAUUGGAUUGGAUUGAAGUCGCUCGUCGUAUUGGAAGAAGAAAUCCAUCUCAAUGUGCUCAGAGAUGGAAACGAAUUAAAGGGUAUAAACUUAGAAGAUAAUGGUCUUAAGAAGAAGAUGAUAAGUUAAAGAGUUUAGUCAAAGAAUAUGGAUAUCAUUGGAGUAGAAUUGCUAAAUUAAUGCCAAAUAGAACUGGUAAAUAAAUCAGAGAGCACUAUUUAAAUUAAUUACAUCCAGAUUUGAAUAACGAGCCUUGGAGUUAAGAAGAAGAUGAAAAAUUAAUCGAAAUAUAUAAUAAAAUUGGUGGUAAAUGGAGUGCCAUCUAGAAAUAAUUAAAUGGCAGAUCAGAAAAUAGUAUAAAGAAUCGAUUUUAUUCAUACCUUAGAACCAAAUAUUUUGGAGUAAAGAACCCUUAUUAUAUUGUUCCAGAAUAAGAAAAUUCAAUAUAAAUGGAUUAAAAAUUAAAUAAAAUAGAAGAAAAUAAGACUCAAGAUUAUUCAAUUUAAAAUUAUUGGAGUAAUACUUAAUAAUUUAUGCUUCCAUUUAAUAUGAACAGUUAUCCUUCAAUGAGUCCAGUGAAUAGCUUUCCAUAAUUUUAAAUAUUCUAUCCAGUUUUUACACACCCUCAACCUUAUUAUUUAUUAUCAUGUAAAUAGAAUGUAAUCCAACCAUGUUGA